GGGCGGGGGUGCACCGUGGGACAGCGCCGACCGAGGGCCCUCCUCCCCGCCUCCCCGCCUCCCCAGAUGUGCAGCGGCGAGCCGGGGUCACUUCCAGUCGGAAUAGUGCAGCGACAACAUCUCACGUUGACGACGACGUUUAACUUACACCGUGGAUCUACUCGAACGCCCCCCGUCGCCCAUCCCCGCCUCCUCCUCAGUCGCAGACAAGAAGACAUUGGGAUUUAUGAACAACCCAUGUGGACUUUAUGUGUAAGCACUUUCAACGAGAAGGGAUGCCUAAUUUCUUGGCGAAAGUAACUUUAUUGUUGUGGCUAAUUGGACUAGCGCGAGGCCUAAAAUGCUCCAUGCCUACGGAGUCGUGUUUGAUCCAGGGGAGGUGUGAGGCCACUCCAGAUGGCAACGGACAGUGCAAGUGUCGGGAUGGAUACGCAGGAAGCAAGUGCCAGUUUCGUGACCCGUGCAUCACCGGGCCGUGCCUGAACGGUGCCACGUGCAGCGUGGUGACCAAGGCUAACACGGUGGACUUCAGCUGCGCCUGCAAGCCGGGUUUCGCUGACCCCCGCUGCCAGACCCCCGUCGGGAACGCCUGUGUCGGCGCGUCGUGCCGCAACGGGGGUACAUGCCAGCUGGAGGGUCCGCAAGCGUACAAGUGCCGCUGCCCUCCUGGAUGGGCAGGAAAAAUCUGCAAGCAGGAUGUCAACGAGUGCGACGCCAGCCCGCCCCCGUGCAAGAAUGGCGGCUCUUGCAUCAACGUGGUCGGCGGCUACCGUUGCCAGUGCCCGGCCGAGUACUCCGGCGAGCACUGCGAGAGCCGCUACCUGCCCUGCAGCCCGUCGCCGUGCCAAAAUGGAGGCACUUGCGUCCAGAAGGGAGACACGAGUUAUGAAUGCACUUGUGUGCCAGGCUUCUCGGGGAAAAACUGCAACCAGAACAUUGAUGACUGCCCGGGUCACGAGUGCCAUAACGGCGGCACCUGUGUCGACGGAGUCAACACCUACAAUUGCCAGUGUCGGCCCGAGUUCACAGGUCAACUGUGCACGGAAGACGUGGAUGAGUGCCAGCUGAUGCCCAACGCCUGCCAAAACGGCGGCACGUGCCACAACACCUACGGCAGCUUCCAGUGCGUGUGUGUCAAUGGCUGGACGGGCGACGACUGCAGCGAGAACAUCGACGACUGCGCCAGCGCCGCCUGCUACCACGGCUCUACCUGCCACGACCGCGUGGCUUCCUUCGUCUGCCAGUGCCCCCACGGCCGCACAGGUCUGCUGUGCCAGCUGGAUGACGCCUGCAUCAGCAACCCUUGUCAGAAGGGCUCCAACUGCGACACAAACCCCGUCAACGGGAAUCACCUGUGUGCCUGCCCUCCGGGCUACCUGGGGGCGUCCUGUGAUCAAGACGUUAACGAGUGCUCACUAGGUCCCAACCCAUGUGAGCACGCUGGCAAGUGCAUGAACACCAAAGGCUCAUUCCAGUGCAAGUGCCAGCGGGGCUAUGUGGGGCCGCGCUGUGAGCUGGACAUCAACGAGUGCAUGUCCAGCCCGUGCAAGAACGAGGCCACCUGCCUGGACCAGAUAGGAGACUUCCACUGCAUCUGCAUGCCAGGCUACGAGGGGGAGUUCUGUGAGAUCGAUACGGACGAGUGCGCCCAUAAACCCUGCCUGAACGGCGGCAACUGUAUUGACAAGAUCAACGCCUUCCACUGCCAGUGCCCCACAGGCUACACAGGGCACAUUUGCCAGAUCGACAUCGACGAGUGUGCCAGCACGCCUUGCAAAAAUGGUGCCAAGUGCACAGAUGGGCCCAACAAGUACACCUGCGAGUGCACAGAGGGCUACUCUGGGCGGCACUGCGAGACGGACAUUGAUGAGUGCCACUCGAACCCGUGCCACUACGGCUCCUGCGUGGACGGCCUGGCCUCCUUCAGCUGCCACUGCCGCCCGGGUUACACAGGCCGGCUGUGCGAGACCAACGUCAACGAGUGUCUCAGCCAGCCGUGCCGGAACGGCGGCGUCUGCCAGGACCGGGAAAACGCAUUCAUCUGCAACUGCCCCAAGGGAACCACCGGAAUCAACUGUGAAAUCAACACUGAUGACUGCAAGAGCAACCCUUGCGACUACGGCACCUGCAUUGACAAGAUCAAUGGCUAUGAGUGUGCCUGCAAGCCCGGAUACACUGGUACCAUGUGUACCAUCAACAUAGACGAGUGCGCCAUCUACCCAUGCCACAACGGCGGCACCUGUAUCGACGGCAUCAACCGCUUCACCUGCGUGUGUCCCGAGGGCUACCACGACCCCAUCUGCUUCUCGCAGGUCAACGAGUGCCUCAGCAACCCCUGCGUCCAUGGACACUGUGAGGACAAGGUCAACGGCUACAAAUGCCUGUGCGACUCCGGCUGGAGCGGCAAGAACUGCGACAUCAACAACAACGAGUGCGAGUCCAACCCGUGCAUGAACAGCGGCACGUGCAAGGACAUGACAAGCGGCUACUUGUGCACCUGCCGUGUGGGCUUCACUGGACCAAACUGUCAAACCAACAUCAACGAAUGUGCCUCCAACCCCUGCCUAAACCAGGGGACGUGCAUCGAUGGCGAGGCGGGUUACAAGUGCAACUGCGUCCUGCCUUACACAGGAGAAAACUGCGAAAGCGUCAUGGCCCCCUGUAGCACCAAACCCUGCAAACACGGAGGAAUGUGUCAGGAGUCAGAGGACUAUCAGAGCUUCUCCUGCAUCUGCCCGGAAGGAUGGCAAGGACAAACAUGCGAGGUGGACAUUAAGGAGUGUGUCAAGAAUCCCUGCCGCAACGGAGCCACCUGCCAGAACACCAUGGGAAGUUACCGUUGCAGCUGCAAACCCGGAUUCACCGGACGCAACUGUGAAACUGACAUUGACGACUGCAAGCCCAACCCGUGUAGCAAUGGGGGCCUGUGUCAGGACGAGGCCAACGGCUUCCUAUGCACGUGCCAGCCGGGCUUCCGGGGCAUGGCGUGCGACGAGGACAUCAACGAGUGCGAGAGCAACCCGUGCAAGAACGCCGCCAACUGCACCGACUGUGUCAACAGCUACACCUGCACCUGCCCACCCGGCUUCAGCGGCAUCCACUGUGAAAACAACACGCCCGACUGCACGGAGAGCUCCUGCUUCAACGGCGGCACCUGCGUGGACGGUAUCAACGCCUUCACGUGCCUGUGCCCUUCCGGCUUCACCGGCAGCUACUGUCAGCAUGACAUCAACGAGUGCGACUCCAGACCCUGCCUGCACGGUGGGACCUGCCAGGACAGCUACGGAGCCUACAAGUGUGUGUGUCCACAUGGAUACACGGGACUCAACUGUCAGUAUCUAGUGCGCUGGUGCAACUCGUCACCCUGUAAAAAUGGGGGUAGCUGCUGGCAAACGGGCACCUCCUACAGGUGUGAGUGCCAGACGGGCUGGGCGGGCGUCUACUGUGACAUACCAAGUGUUUCCUGUGAGGUGGCAGCCAAACAGAGAGGGGUGGACGUUGCCAACCUGUGUCGUAACUCAGGCCAGUGUCUGGAUGCCGGAAACGUUCACCGCUGCCACUGCCAGGUGGGUUAUACAGGAAGCUACUGUGAGGAGCAAGUGGAUGAAUGCACGCCCAACCCCUGUCAGAAUGGAGCGACUUGUUUUGACUUUUUAGGAGGAUACACCUGCAAGUGCUCGCCUGGCUUCGUGGGGACCAACUGCUCCGACGAGAUCAAUGAGUGCUUCUCCCAGCCGUGCCAGCACGGGGGCACCUGCAUUGACCUGAUCGAUACCUACAAAUGCUCCUGUCCCCGGGGAACGCAAGGCGUCAACUGCGAGAUCAACGUGGACGACUGCACGCCGUUGGCCGAGCCGCUCACCAAAGAGCCCAAGUGUUUCAACCACGGCAGGUGCGUGGACGGCGUGGGCGGCUACCACUGCCUGUGCCCGCCCGGCUACGUUGGCGAGCGCUGCGAGGGUGACGUCAACGAGUGCCUCUCAAACCCGUGCGACCUGCGCGGCACGCACAGCUGCAUCCAGCUGGCCAACAACUACCGCUGCGAGUGUCGUACUGGAUUCACUGGUCAGCGCUGUGAAGCUGUGUUCGAUGGCUGUAAGGGGAAACCGUGUCGCAAUGGGGGGACCUGUGCUGUCGCCAGUAACACCCCGCACGGCUUCAUAUGCAAAUGUCCUCCUGGAUUCACUGGCUCCACCUGUGACUACAACGCCCAGGCUUGCGGCAGCCUCCAGUGCCGGAAUGGAGGCACUUGCAUCUCGGGCCAGCUGAGUCCCAAGUGUCUGUGCACGCCAUCAUUCACGGGGCCCCAGUGCCAGUACCCCACCGACAGCCCGUGCAACUCCAACCCCUGCUACAACUCAGGCACGUGCGAGAACACCCCCGAGGCGCCGUACUACCACUGCGUCUGCCCCGCCAACUUCAACGGCCUCUGGUGCCACAUCCUGGACUACAGCUCCCCGGGCGGACGGGGCCACGAUGUGGCACCGCUGCCACCGUCAGUGACGGACGUAGCUUGUGAGAUCCCGCAGUGUGAGGAGCGCAAGCACAACCAGGUGUGCGAUAUGCUGUGCAACAAGCACGCAUGCGGCUGGGACAAUGGCGACUGCUCGCUUAACUUCGACGAUCCAUGGAAGAACUGCUCGGCCUCGUUGCAGUGUUGGCGCUACUUCAAUGACGGCAAUUGUGACUCGCAGUGCGACAAUGGCGGGUGCCUCUACGAUGGAUUUGACUGCCAGAAUCUGGAAGGACAGUGCAACCCCCUGUACGACCAGUACUGCAAAGACCACUACGCCGACAGCCACUGCGACCAGGGCUGCAACAACGCUGAGUGCGAAUGGGAUGGCCUGGAUUGCGCCAACAACAUGCCAGAGAAGCUGGCCCUGGGCCAGCUUGUGGUGGUGGUCCUGAUCGCACCAGCGCAGCUGCUCAACAACUCGUUUGGCUUCUUGCGUGCGCUCAGCCGUGUCCUGCGCACCAACGUGGUGUUCCGGAUGGACACGGAGGGCGAGACCAUGGUCUACCCCUACUACGGCAACGAACAGGAGCUAAAGAAGUACAACGUCAAACGCUCGGUGGCCACAUGGUCUGAAGUUCCGGGCAAGGUGCUGAACGUGGUCAGGAGGAGCGUGGAUGGGCACUGGCGGACAAAGAGGGAGCUGGAUCACGUGCAGAUAAAAGGCUCCAUCGUGUACUUGGAGGUUGACAACCGUCAGUGCGUCCAGCAGUCCAGCGAAUGUUUCCAGAGCGCCACGGACGCCGCCGCCUUCCUCGGGGCGUUGGCGUCCAGCGGCAAACUGGACGUUCCCUAUACCAUCGAAGCCGUUUAUAGCGGUGCCGACGCCCAGCAGCCGCAGGAACUCUACCCGGUCUACCUGGUGCUGGGCACCCUGGCCAUGUUGGCUUUCGUCGGUGUGGGUGUGGUGGUCGCCCGGAAGCGUCGGCACGAGCACGGGCGCCUCUGGCUCCCUGAGGGCUUCAAGACCACCGAGCCCAGCAAGAAGAAGAGACGCGAGCCCGUCGGGGAGGAUUCGGUGGGAUUAAAACCGCUAAAAAACACCUCGGACAUUUCCCUCAUGGACGACGGCCACAACGAAUGGGGAGAAGACGAGCCCUCAAGCGACAAACGUUUCAGGUUUGACGAGCAAGCCGUCGUAGACGCAGGCGACCACACGGACAACCGGCAAUGGACCCAGCAGCACUUGGACGCGGCUGACCUGCGCAUCCCCUCCGUGGCGCCCACACCCCCCCAGGGCGAGAUUGACAGCGACUGCAUGGACGUCAACGUCCGAGGGCCAGAUGGAUUCACACCGCUCAUGAUCGCGUCCUGCAGCGGUGGCGGCCUGGAGACGGCCAACAGCGAGGAGGAGGAGGACGCCUCGGCAAACGUCAUCAAUGACUUCAUUUACCAGGGCGCCAGCCUUCACAACCAAACAGACCGCACUGGUGAGACGGCGCUGCACCUGGCCGCCCGCUAUGCCCGCUCCGACGCCGCCAAGCGGCUGCUGGAGGCCAGCGCCGAUGCCAACAUCCAGGACAACAUGGGCAGGACCCCGCUUCACGCCGCCGUGGCAGCUGACGCCCAGGGGGUCUUCCAGAUUCUCAUAAGGAACCGCGCCACCGACCUCGACUCCCGCAUGCAGGACGGCACCACCCCCCUCAUCUUGGCCGCCAGGCUAGCGGUGGAGGGCAUGGUGGACGAGCUCAUCAACUGCCAUGCUGACGUCAACGCCAUCGAUGACUUUGGUAAAUCAGCGUUGCACUGGGCCGCUGCUGUGAAUAACGUGGAGGCUGCUAUGGUGCUGCUCAAGAGCGGUGCCAACAAGGACAUGCAAAACAACAAGGAGGAGACGCCUCUGUUCCUUGCGGCCCGGGAAGGAAGCUACGAGACGGCCAAAGUCCUGCUGGACCACUUUGCUAACCGGGAGAUAACGGACCACAUGGACCGUCUUCCCCGAGACAUCGCCCAAGACCGAAUGCAUCACGACAUCGUCCGUUUAAUGGACGAGUACAACCUAGUGCGGAGUCCUCCCAUACACGGGGGCGCCCUGGGUACAGCGUUAUCACCCCCGCUCUGCUCGCCCAACGGCUACGUGGGCGGCAUGAGGCAGCCCCCGCCUCAGAGCCAGGGCCCGCUGGGUGGCAGGAAGACUCGCAAACCCGCCACCAAGGUCUGCAACGACGCCAAAGACAUGAAAGUAAAGAAGAAGAACUCGCAGGAUGGGAAGCCUCCUGGCAGUUUGUUGGAAAGCUCAGCCGUUCUGUCCCCGGUGGAUUCACUGGAGUCGCCUUGCGGCUACGCCUCAGACGCCGCGUCCCCACCCGUGAUGACGCCCGCAGCAAUCGGCCACCUCCAAACCAUGUCGGACCCGCACCUUGGCGUCGGCCACAUGGUCAUGGCUAACAAGCAGGAGCUGGGACGGAUGCAGUUCGAUCCACUUCCCCCGCGCCUCACCCACAUGCCCGUGUCGGGGUCCACGGGACAGUGCGACUGGAUCUCCAGGAUGCAGUUUGGCGCCUUGAGGGGCAGCGGUCAGCACGGGAUGAUGACCGCCCAACACAACGGGCACCCUCAGAUGAUGGCCUACGCGAGCAUUCCCGGCACCCGCCUCAAUCCCAUCAUGCAACAGAUACAGAACCUUCAACAACUCCAGAACCAGAGCUUCAUCAACCCCGAUCUGAGCCCCCCGGAGCUCCAGCCAAGCGCCAUGCCCAUCCGCACCAUCCUGCCCCAGGAGGCACAGAUCAUGCCCGCCUCCCUGGGUGCCCAGUUCCUCACACCGCCCUCGCAGCACAGCUACUCUGGCCCCGUGGAUGGCAACACCCCCAGCCAUCAGGUCCAGGGGCCUGACCACCCCUUUCUCACGCCCUCACCGGGCUCGCCGGACCAGUGGUCCAGCUCCUCGCCGCACUCCAACAUGUCGGACUGGUCGGAGGGCAUCUCCAGUCCGCCCACCAGCAUGCCGGCCCAGAUGGGACACCUCCCUGAGCAGUUUAAGUGAAAAACAGACUGGCUGCCCCAUGUAUUUUUAUACAAGAAAAAAGAUGAAAAAGGGCAACUUGGAAUAUUUUAUAUGCUUUUAUACCUGUCUUUCCCAACUUUUUAUUGAGCCGAGGCACUACUUCCAAAAGAUUUGCGAUAUUCAGCUUUGACACAAAAUUUCAGCAUGAACCUAAAAUGCAUUUGAACCUUUAGAGGUGAACUUAAUUUUACCUCUGAACUUUUGAAUACACUACUUGGCUUUCUCUAACAAAAAGCCAAACAGCAAAAUUCACAACAGGUGUUUCAUCAAUCGCCCAAUAUAUUAACAAAUUAACUCACAAAUGUACUUGUUUAGUUGAGCACAAAACUGUUACUCUGUUGUAGGAAUGGCAACAGGUGGAUACACAGGUUAUUAUUCUGCCGUCUAGUGGAAGUGGAUUUCAUCGCUCUUCCUGUCACUAUACCAUUUUGCAUAGAUAGAAACGAUACAUUAUUUGUAGUAAAUAAAUAAUCGUGAAAUUAGAUCAUUGCCCUGGCACGGUGGUUGGAAAUCACAACUUUAUACUAACAUUAACACAUUCCUUCUGUGCUCUUUUUUUUACAUUUGUAUUUAUUAAUGACUUUAUUUAAACGCCUCGCCUGCCUAUAGAAAUUGCUGGUAAAUGCAGUUUCUUUUUGUUCUUUUCUGCUCGUACUUACCCAGGCUAUUUAUUUGUUCUCUUUGUUGCUCCAUUUUAUUUGUUGUAUAAUCUUUGUUUAUACAGACAAUUACAUUCAAUGGGCAUUCCACUGAGGACCUCCAGUGUUAUGUACACUCUUUGUAAAUGUCUGAACAGAAGGAAGGACAAGUAUGUGUUCAGUUUAAAGGACAGCUUGGAGAUUGGCGGUUUUAAACAGGCUUUAUAUUAAGUCCUGUUCUCGUUUGACAAACUGGCCCGUUUGGCCACCGUGAGUGUGUUCUUGUUAUGCAGAGGGGGUCAAGGAAAAAAAUGCCUCCCUCCGAUUAGUUUAAGCCUAUGGCUAUGUUCUCCCAUGUUGUAAAUAGCUUUUGCGUUUCCCCUUGUAAGCAGGAUUUUGUUGAAGAAAUCUGAUGUCUUAAAAUAAAUGUGUUUGUUCUCAAAUGUG
Phycodurus eques (leafy seadragon) is the source of this 8605-nucleotide messenger RNA. RefSeq names its product neurogenic locus notch homolog protein 1-like. Gene Ontology annotation, biological process: cell differentiation; multicellular organism development; regulation of DNA-templated transcription. Gene Ontology annotation, cellular component: membrane. Lineage: Eukaryota; Metazoa; Chordata; Actinopteri; Syngnathiformes; Syngnathidae. The record is from RefSeq and is a predicted model, not a curated record. Gene Ontology annotation, molecular function: Notch binding; signaling receptor activity; calcium ion binding.